Messenger RNA from Puccinia triticina, 543 nucleotides. RefSeq lists its product as uncharacterized. Lineage: Eukaryota; Fungi; Basidiomycota; Pucciniomycetes; Pucciniales; Pucciniaceae. Bases 1 to 543 code for a protein of 180 amino acids. The transcript has 2 exons. The record is from RefSeq and is a predicted model, not a curated record.
AUGGAUCCCCUAAUCUUGAUGGAGAUGUGGAUGUCGUCGAGGACUGUUGUCGAGCCGGAGCGGGCCCCUCGUCGCUUCAAGCACCGCCGCGCCGGCGGGGACCGCCUCCGCCAAUCGAUGGCAGCAGCAGCGGCCCCGGCCCCGCCCGCCCGCCCGGCCGUUCCUCCGCCCGAUCACUCCAACAACCCUCUGCUCCAGACCGCCAAGCCCCAUGCAAAGCUCCCCUUCCUGGACCGACAGGCAAAGGCCUCGGCCUACCACGACUUGCGCGCGAAGGCCCUCGCUCGGCCCACGGCCCACCCCACCGGGCCGCGCCACCCCCGCGUCUACACCCUCAUCGGCCGAGGCAACCUUCCUCGCCCGUCCCAAAGAGGCACCCCUUCCGCUCCACCUCCCGCUUCCCUUGGAGUACUUACUCGCAAGGCCCCGCCUCGUCUCCUCCCUGCCCCAGCUCCUGCUAGUGAGGCCGGACCAUCACGGCGAGAGAGGACUCAAGGCCGGACGGACCCGUACCCCUCCCACAGGCCUAACCGGGGAGCCUGA